ACGGAAGAAGUACUUUUUUACAUUUUCAAUACAACUUUUUAUAUUUCUAAUACAAAAAACACCUAAAAAUACACUAAAAAAACAAUUCAAACAUACCCUAAAAGAUUUUUACAAGUUUGAUAGCGAUUACUACGAAACGUGUUUUCGGAAAAAAAAGAGGAGUUGUAUGGAGUGUUUAGAGUUUGGUCCACUAACAAAUUCUCACAUGGCUAGUUUAAGCUCUAAGGAUUUUGGUCUUCGCUUUUACAGUUGCAAUGAAAAUGAAAAUUAGUGCCAAUGACGCCUUAAAUCUUCAACUCCAUCUUCGCAACUAUAAGUUGAAUUUCAACGCAUGAAACCGGUAGAGAAAUUGAAGUUGAUGAUCAUGAUACGUGUUCAUUCAUCAAACUGUAAUAAUCCGCCGAAUACAAAAUUCCAUUGUCAUUUCACGCCGACUGAGCCCACCCAAUGUACUGCAAAUUCGUUUUUUAGGCAUGAACCGAACUAUAUCGAUCACUUGUAAUCAAUUAGUACUAGCCAACAUGCUCAUGCAAAUUCAAUAUAACGAGUUUCCUAAUCCUAGACCAUUUGGACGGCUAAGGCUUAAGAAGCUGGUAAAAGUCAUUUUCUAUCUACUCACUCCCCCCCGGAAAGAACCAUUGUUUGGGUAAAAUCAUAAAACAAUUCUAACAAUCAUUUUAAGACGAAACCCAAAAAAAACAAGAGGUAAAUUGGUAUUAGUUCUACCUACCUAACUCGGUGCCUUUUCAAUUAAUGCCCUAGCAGGUAUGUAUGAUCAGUGAUCACAUUCGCCAUUACUGCUCUUGUUAUAAUCCUCCUGACAUGACAUCAACAUGGGAAGAUUGAAGAAAAGUUGUAAUGGGAAUAUUGUUAUUAUUUCAACCAACUAACCAAAUAGAACUUGAGAAAAAGAAAUCUAAACUUACAACAAAAAGAUACAAAAAUCUUGUUCUGCUGACUCCAAUGGAUGUUAUUAUGGUGGGAAUGCCUGGAAAUAAUGGAUACAGUUCUUGUUCUUCUUCAACACAUCUUGGUUCAUCAACAACCUCUGUUCUUUAUCCUUGCAAAAACUUCAAGAUUCAUAAUUUUGCUUUGACUUUGGGGAGGAAAAAAAACCCAGUUCAUUUGCAUCGCUGCUGCUGUUCUCCUCCUUCUUCGCCAGAACUGCAACCACUACUUCCCGUUUCAUCUCCCACACAGUUGAUUGAGCAUUUGUUAGCUAAGAAAGACUUGAGUGAAGAAGAAGCAGAGGCUUCAUUGAAUUGGUUGCUUGACAAUGGCAGUGAGGCCUUGAUCAGUGCUUUCCUUGUUCUCUUGAGAGCCAAAGGUGAAACCUUUGAAGAGAUUGCAGGGUUUGCGAGAGCGGUGAUCAAAUGCUGUAAGAAGGUGGAGGGAUUAGACGGUCUAGUGGACAUAGUCGGAACAGGAGGUGAUGGAGCUAACACGGUGAAUAUUUCAACUGGUGCAGCUAUUUUAGCUGCUGCUUGUGGUGCUAAAGUUGCUAAGCAAGGUAAUCGAUCCAGUUCUUCUGCUUGUGGAAGUGCUGAUGUUUUGGAAGCCUUGGGAGUGGCAAUUGACUUGGCACCCCAGGGGGUGAAGAAGUGUGUGGAAGAAGUUGGAAUUGGAUUUAUGAUGUCUCCUAACUAUCAUCCUGCAAUGAAGAUAGUCGCACCUGUAAGAAAAAAGCUUAAAAUAAAGACAGUGUUUAACACCCUUGGUCCGAUGCUGAAUCCAGCUCAGAUCUCUUUUGCAGUUGUUGGUGUAUACAAAGAAGAUGUGGUAAGCAAGAUGGCAAGGGCCUUGCAAAGAUAUGGCAUGAGAAGAGCAUUAGUUGUCCACUCUGAAGGGUUGGACGAAAUCAGCCCCCUUGGACCAGGACUGGUGUUGGAUGUUACACCUGAAAAGAUCGAAAAGUUCUGUUUUGAUCCAUGUAAGAAACUAAGAAUCACAGGUCUAAUGUAUUGCAAGUGCUCUCAGUUACAUUUCUCUUUCAUGUCAUGAAGAGAAGUCAAAACUGGAAGAAGACAUGCCAGUUCAGACAUAGUGAUAGAUUGCUCUAGAUAUCUUUGGCUGAGGGUUUGUAACCAGCUUGUUUUACCUAUAUUCCAGUGGAUUUUGGAAUUCCACGCUGCACGCUUGACAGUUUGCAAGGGGGAAAUCCUGAUCAUAAUGCUACUGCACUAACCCGAGUCCUAUCUGGUGAUCCGGGGCCAAUUGCAGAUGCAUUUGUAAGUUGUAACCCUCUUUCAUGUCUUCUAGUCUCCGGCACAAUAUUGGCAUGUCAUUUAUGCCAGGCCACAUUGCAUUUCCUUCUCCGGUUACACCGUAAGAAUAAGCAUUUUCAAGUUUUUGAUUUCAAUUGAAUGUCCGCGACUGAAAAUGGUUCAACAUUUUGAAUAUUUUAGGUAUUGAAUGCAGCAGCAGCGCUAUACGUGUCUGGCCGUGUUGGUAGUUUAGGUGAUGGUGUUGUUUUAGCCCAAAAAACGCAUGAAUCCGGGGAAGCUUUAAAUACUCUAUACUCCUGGAGACACAUCUCUGUAGUAAGUCAAAUUUCUCACUCCAGAUCUUAAAUUGUGCAAACAAUUCCUUAAUUUGUUGAUAUUAUAAUUCAUUUAUCCAUUUCCUCUUAACUGCUGCUACAGAUGAUCAAAGAAACCGAAGGUUUGGUUGCUCAUCAGAAGCCGUGAAAGUAAAGCUUUAUCACUAAUACCACCUCAGUGGUAGGACAAUAACAGAAAACAUGCAUUCUUUCCUAUGAGGAUGUAAAUGUUAAGAAUCGUUAUCGAAAUGGCCUGGAGACAGGAGCCUUAGGCAAGAGAAAUAUUUAUGAUUAGAUAAAAUGACUUCCAUCCACAAGCGCACACAGUUUAGAAAUUCAGCUUUAACAUUAGUACACAAAGAUACUGGAAACGUUGAACUAAACUUUUAUUUCUAUCUGAUCUGGUGAUCUUCAAACAGUGAGCCCCCCUGAGAUCGUCUAAGAGGAUGACGCCCCAGUAAUAGCUCCAGCUUCUUUCAACAAAGGAACAAGCUUCUCACCCUUGUGCAAGGCAGUCGUGUCUACAAAAUCCAACCAUUAACACCGUUAUCAGAGCAGCCACUAGUUUCCAUAUUGUCAAAGAACUAAACGAUACUACAGAAUUACUGAAUCUAAAAAAAAACUGACGAAUGAUCAAAUAGAUGAAAUAAAUCUUUACCAUCACAACCGCCGAUGUGCUUUCCCCCGAUGAACACAUUAGGAACAGUCCUCUGUUUACUUAUCUCAAACAAAGCAUUCUGGAUCUCGCCUCCAUCACCUGCAUGAUUCCACAGAUAAUGAGAUUACUAAUGUUGAAAAACUAAGACAUAUAUUACCUCCAGACAACUUGUUCAAACACAACAAUCUACCACUGUCACAACAAACUAAGACAUAUAUUACAUCCAGACAACUUGUUCGAACACAACAAUCUACCACUGAAAUCCACCACUGAAGCCAAACCUAAAUCAACAGCAAAUGAAUAGAUCUAUAUCUAUAAGACAAUAAACUAUCAGAAAACAACAAUAUCUAACCCAAAAGAACAUGUUCUGAUAUUUAGUAUGAAUAUAUCAAAAGCAAAAGCAGAUGAUCAAUCUACCCCCAAAGAAAUUCAAUCACUAAAUGCUUGAUCACCAAACAAACGAGAACAUAUGUUUUCAAACCUAUACUAUACAACAUCUAUCCAGUUAUAGCAACCAAAAAAGGGAAUCAGAAUCAAGAUUUAGUUUCAUAUUAUGAACAGAACUAAGUCAGGACCAGAAUGGAUAAAAUUAUGCAGUGAUGAAUAAAAAACCCAUAGUAGCAAAAUGAUAUUAAUCAAAUCACCAUCGACACAAACAGUAAUCAGUCAGCUAAAAUUUAAUCGAGGAAUCCCCAAGAAAUGUGGCAGAAUUUGACAAAGGAGUCAGAAAUCCAGAUGCCAGGUAACUUCAAACAAGAGUCAAAAUCGGCUAGGGUUUGUCAGGUAGCAAUAAAAUUUGUAACGAGCAAUCCAGUAGAAAAUAGAGAGGGGAAGAAAGAACAUACUCUCAGUGUCCAAUUCAAUGGCCUUAAAGGUGGCGCCGAUAUCAGUCAGAAGCUUCUUCACGCUCAUACAGAACGGACAGUAUGACUUGCUGCAAUUUCCCAAAAAUAAUUUAUUGUGAGCCGGAUUUCGAUCCCAAACCAAAAACGAAAACAAAAACCAAAAAGGGGAAACAAAACUGGAAAUUCGCGAAAGGAAAAAGAAGGAAGAACCUGAAAACGACAGCAGGAUUGGAUGAAAUCAAGUCCUUAGCCUUCUGGACAGCAGCCAUUUCUUUAUCCUGGAUUUGGAUGACUUUCACUGGGAUGGGAUCGAUGAAAUUGAUUGAAGAUUGAAUGAAUUGAAGGAAAUGAUAGUGGGAUGGUUUUAUAGAAUCAGCUAACCGACUCCGCGUACUCCGUCUGACGUCCGUGACUGCGCAGUUUUAAAGGGGGAUUUUCGGGAAAACGCGUGGUCGACGGUCGACGUCGACUUGACUUGGGCCCUCACUCUCCAAUUUAUUAAUUGCUGUUUAUCAUCUCUCUAACAGGCCAAUAUAUUACUAGAGUAAUUAGCAGUCCACCCAAAUAAUGAUUGGUCUUUUGUCUCCCAUCGUGUUUGUGUCCAUAUAAUUUGGAGAGAGCUGACCAGCCCGACAAGCUGAUAAUUUUAUGGUCAAUUUGUUCAGUCAAAGAGCAGAUUGCUGCUUUUAAUUGAUUUUCGAUUUGGAUGCAAGCAUUCAGAUUUUUCCUUUUUUUUUUUUUUUUUGAAAAUUGCAUUCAACUCAUUGCAGCGAAAAUUCCUUCUUUUUAGAAAAUUUCUUCUUUUUAGUUCAACUCAAUGCAUUUGGAAGUUAGGCCAAAAAAAAAAAAAAAAGAAAAAGAAAAAGAAGCAGUUGUUUUCAGCAUUUUACUUGGUCAGACAAAAUGGAGAAUCUAAUGGCAUCAAUUUUCCAGAAAAUGUUAUCACUGCACAGUUCACGUAAACUCGUCAAAAUUUAACUCAAUUAUUUUAAUCACUGGUCCAGUCCUGCGUUUGUAAUUUAAUCAGUUCAACACGGCCACACCUAUCACUCUAUCAGCAUUUAGGAGUACCUUUUUCCCGAUGAAUAAUAGCAGUAACAAAUUUUGACAACUGAAAAUUACUCCAUCCAUUUUAAAAUAAGUGUUGUCCUACACUUUGCACAUAGUUUAACAAACUCUUAAAUAAGAUAAUAAAAUUACUUAAAUAUUCUUAACCAACCCCAUUACA
Molecule: messenger RNA, 5270 nt
Organism: Oldenlandia corymbosa var. corymbosa
Lineage: Eukaryota; Viridiplantae; Streptophyta; Magnoliopsida; Gentianales; Rubiaceae
Source: the annotation of a GenBank genome assembly